AUGCAGCAACUUGUUGGCGAGCGCAAAUUUGAGGCUUCCAUUCUCCGUCAACUUUUCCUUCAGCGCCUCCCACUCGACGUUCAGACAGGUUUGGCCGUCUCUCAGGGGAGCAUCGAAGAAUUGGUAGAGCUUGCCGACAAGGUCAUGGCAUUGACAGUACCCGAAACUUCUGUCGUCAGUCACGCCGCCAGUCCCAUUUCCCAGGAAUAUGAUCAGCGCAUUGAUCGACUCGAGCAGUUGGUCAUGCAACUGACACACCAACUCAGUGCCAUUACCGCAGGUGGUCCGCGGCGAUCGCGAAAUCGAAGGAGAAGUUCCUCACGUUCCCGUAGCCGCCGCCAGCAGUCUUCCAGCGGCGUGUGCUGGUAUCACCAGCAAUUUGCAGAAGCUGCACGACGUUGUCUGCCGCCUUGUUCAUUUAAGACACCUCGCACAGCCUCGGGAAACGACCCCGCCCGGCAGUAGAGGCGAGUGCUGCCGGGAGCGCUGUCAAUGUUCAAACUCGCCGUUUGUUUCUCUGGGACCGUAUCGCUGGCACCAAAUUCGUCGUCGAUUCUGGUGCCGAGGUUAGCGUGGUUCCACCAACUCUGACCGAACGCACAAACCGCAGCUCUUUUUGUCUAGCAGCUGCCAACAACUCCAGCACCCCCACCUUUGGACAGCGCUCCAACACACUCGACUUGGGCCUUCGUCAGAUUUUUCGAUGGGUUUUCAUAAUUGCCGACGUCUCCGUCCGCCUCAUAGGGCUGAUUUCCUGACUCACUUCAAUCUGCUAGUCGACUUGAAGAACCACCGUCUCGUCGACAACCUCACUAACCUUCGCGCCCGUUGUCAGUCCGAAAUUAACCCGCACCUCAACUCUCUUACUAUUAUGCCCAUCUCCCACUGUCCUUUCCGCUCACUCCUCAGGCAGUUUCCCCUCCUGACCAACCCCUCAUUUCGAGAAGUGGACAUCAAACACACCGUCAACCACCACAUUUCCACCACUGGACCUCCCAAAUCUUGCCGACCACGUCGUCUUGCUCUGGACCGUUUGAGGGUUGCCAAGGCAGAGUUCGAACACAUGCCUGAGCUCGGCAUCAUCCAACCGUCCGACAAUUGUCGGACAUCACCUCUCUAUCUUGUCCCAAAGAAGAGCGGCGAUUGGCGACCGUGUGGUGACUAUCGUGCGCUGAACUCGGUGACUAUACCUGAUCAGUAUCCUGUCCCGCACAUCCAGGAUUUCACACUCUCGCUCCAUGGUAAGCGUGUAUUCUCUAAGCUUGAUCUUGUUCGCGCUUAUCAUCAGAUUCCAAUCGAGGCCAGUGACGUACCGAAAACGGCAGCUACCACUCCCUUUGGGUUAUUCGAAUUCACUCGUAUGUCCUUUGGUCUGAGUAAUGCCACUCAAAUUUUUCAACGGUUCAUUGAUCAAGUGUUGCGCGGUCUCGACUUCGUCUACGCUUACAUUGACGAUUUAUUGGUGGCGAGUUCUGACCCCACAGAGCAUGAAGCUCAUCUCCGACAACUGUUAGAACGACUCGAAUCCUACGGCAUUAUCAUCAAUGCCGCCAAAUGUGAGUUCGGCGUCCCCAGUUUAACUUUCUUGGGUCAUAUGGUAGAUUCUGAGGGAAUCAAGCCUGUCCCUGAUAAAGUUUCGGCCGUAUCAGGUUUCCCAGUCCCGAAAACCAUCAAUCAACUGCGCCGUUUCUUGGGGAUGGUGAACUUCUACCACCGUUUUCUCCCUCACGCUACCGCCAUUCUGCAACCUCUCAACAACCUGCUGACCAAGUUCAAAAUAGCGUUGUUGAUGACAGAUGAGGCCGUCAUAUACUUCAAUGAGGUCAAAAACGCUCUUGCUCAUGCAACUCUACUUGCUCACCCUCGCCCAGAUGCCCCCUAACUCUCAUGACCGAUGCGUCCAGCACUGCCGUUGGCGCAUCCAUCCAUCAAACUGUAAAUGGUGUCCUACAACCCCUGGCUUUCUUCUCAAAGAAGCGCAGCCCAGCAGAGACCCGCUGCAGUGUUUUCGGACGAGGACUCCUCGCCGUCUAUCUGGCAAUUCGGCAUUUUCGACUUUUUCUCGAUGGUCGCGAAUUCGUCAUACUUACAGACCACAAGCCUCUCGUUGGUGCUCUAAGGGCUUCGCCCGAUCGAUACUCACCCCGUGAGAUUCGUCAUCUCGACUUCAUCUCACAGUUUUCCUGCGACAUUCAACAUGUCCACGGUAAGGAGAACGUGGUUGCUGAUGCUCUUUCCAGAAUUCAGGUGAACUCCGUCACGUCACCUGCCAUCGAUUUCACGCUCAUGGCUGACGCUCAACGCACCAAUGACGACCUCUCUCGCUAUCGCCAUACGGACUAUUCUCUUAUUCUCCGAGAUGUCCCUCUUCUCACUCAAGCUGGCACCACCACUUGUGACAUUUCUACUGGCCACGACCGUCCCUUUGUCCCAGCCGCUAUGCGCCGACAAGUAAUCGAUACCCUUCACGGCCUAUCCCACCCUGGAGUCCGGGCAACAGUGAAAUUUAUCACUGACCGAUUCGUCUGGCCCCACAUCAAUCGGGAUGUUCGGCGUUGGGUCCGGUCUUGUUUACCCUGUCAGCGUGCCAAAAUUCAUCGUCAUACUGUUACCUCGUCAGGUACAUUCACCACUCCUGAUGCCCGUUUCAGCCACGUCCACAUUGACUUGGUAGGACCUCUCCCACAAUCCAACGGUUCUACCUAUCUUAUGACUUGCAUUGACCGUUUCACUCGGUGACCGGUUGCCGUACCCAUCCCGGAUACCUGUGCUGAAACCGUGGCAAAAGCUUUCCUGUCGCACUGGGUGUCUAAUUUUGGAGUUCCUGCCACCGUCACUACUGACCGUGGAUCCCAAUUCUAGCCCACGUUGUCUCGCGAACUCACUUCUCUCCUCGACACUGAACGACUUCAAACGACAGCAUACCAUCCUCAAGCAAGUGGCCUCGUCAAACGUUUCCAUCGACAGCUCAAAACUGCCCUUAUGGCUCAGUUCGAUCCUUCUCGAUGGACGGAUAAUCUUCCCUUGGUGAUGUUGUCUCUUCGUUCCACCAUCAAAGCCAACAUCGGUUGUACAGCAGCUGACCUUGUUUAUGGAACUUCAUUACGCCUUCCCGGUGAGUUGGUAUCUCCUUCAGAAAAGCUAACGUCUUUCGAGCCUUGCAGUUUUGUGGACCGACUACGUACUGCCAUGCGCACUCUCCGCGCACCGCCCACUCGCUUUUCACCAACUCGUUCCUUCAUUCCUCCCAACCUGGACACGUGCGACUUCGUCCUGGUCCGGCAGGACGCAGUCCAUCGACCAUUGCAACCACCAUAUGACGGGCCUUACAAAGUCCUUCGACGGUCUGACAAGCAUUUUGUCAUCGAGCGCAACGGAAAGACGGACACUGUCAGCAUUGAUCAUGUCAAACCUGCAUUCCUCGACGACUGUCAAUCGACCUUACCCCAGCCGUCUUCUCCGUCACAGGCGUUGACGCUCACGGCGCCGUCUGACGCCAUCCCCUCACCGAUGUGCCGAACCCGAUCCGGUCGUCAUGUCCGCUGGCCCGACAGAUUCGUGGCUGGCUAGCAUAUCGACCCCUACACUUCGUUUGGUGUCUGGGGGGAGUUGUAGCAGCCUGUUCUCUGUCCCCUCGUUCUACUGUUUACUCGUCACGACUGCGCUCGCCAACCCUCGAUUUGCACUCCCGUCCACACCACACUCCUGGUCGAUAAUUUGCCACUUCGCGUGGGCUCGGAGCCAACCAACGCAACUUUCUAUCGCUGAUUGGUUACAAGUGCACACACACGGGACGCCGCCAUUGCGGACGUGAUUUUGAACAGACAGGACAGAGGCAAGAAGCACACAACACCUUUUUGGUGGUAGCGACACACUGAAGGCUCCGCAACUGACGCUCUCCAGAACGAACGCUUAUCUCUGACACAAGUAUACAGCCAACUUACGGCGACCUGCCCUGUGUACAGAAUAAACUCGUUCUCACAACGUUCUGGCUUCUCCCAUUAGACGGAGCAAAAUUAUUGUAUGUGGUUAUGUUGAUCUCACUUCCUUGAUCACCACAAUCUCAAGGUUUUUCCUAUAGAUGCUCCUCCUGGCGUUGCCGUCAGCCCCUUUGCUUGGAAAAGUUUAUGGGAAUAUGAGUGAACCUACUGUUUUCACCCCCGCCGUAAAGUUAGUUUACGUUUGUGCCUGAUUUGCAGCAUCUGUGAGGGCAUCUGUGUUGAUUUCUACAGUGACGAUUGGGAGGAAAUCAUCUUGGUUUCAAAUGCAAUAUCUUCGCCUUUUUUCUGGUCGUGUUCUGAAAUUCCUCCUACUUGCCCAUGAAGGCAUCGGCCAAUGGUAGACCAGGAGGCCAGUCCAAAACAAUUCUGUCUGUUCGUAUACGUAAUUAGUUGUCGAAAACGAACUGGACAUUUUGUGUGCGUCUUAGUAAUAAUUCAUUUAGUGCGUUCGUUUGUAUGUCCUUUUCCUGCUAAUUGGCUGAUAAGUAACCGCAGGCAUAGACAACUGGCCCUGUGAUUGGAACGUUUUUGAAGAAUGAUGAGACGCCUAGCGAAGAAAAUUUCCAUUCUGCUCGAGUCCAAGUUCUCGAUGUCGUCAAUAAAUUCACAUUUAUUGGAAGUCCACUUGUGUUCGCCAACUGACCUUUUGAAUGGUUUUACCUAUACACAACAUAUUUCGAGGUCAGUAGGACUUUUGAUUGUGUUGACCACCCUCUUCUUCUCUUGAAACUUUCUUCUUUUAGGGCAGAUGGUAAACUUCUGAAUUUAAUAUCAUAUUACUUGGGCGCCCGCACACAACGGGUUAAGAUUUCCAAUGUUAUCCCCAACCCCAGUGGCGCGAGGAGUGGAGUCAUUCAUAGAAGUGCAUUUGGCCCACCAUUAUUUUGCCUUUUUGCCAACGACGCACCAGAUUUAUUUCAGAAUGGUAAGCCUGUGGCGACAGGCUAGGCCGAGAGUGAGACUCUGGCUACCACGACUUUCAGGCCCGGACCCGAAAGGAAAGACAAGGUGAACGCCUAUGGGAAAGAUAGUAUAUUUUGUACAGAGGAACUAGAGAAGGAGGGAGAGAGAGUUGGCUGCCCGGACGAGGAGACGUCCAAAGUCGGGUGAGCGAUGUCCAAAAUGUCUGAGGGAAUGUGUCACAGCCUCUUAAGUUAGGACACGUCUGGCUCGGCCUUGAAUCUGAUUGGUCGGUUGAAAAGCCGAGUGGGCGAGUGAUAGACAUCCAUGGGCUCACGUGUUGACACUCGCAAGAAGCUCAGCGUUGAGACAGGCGCUCGGAGUGCGGCCACGACAAGUUCUCCAUGUAUGCCGGUUAUUUAAAAGUUGCAUACCGAUAUGAGCCAGCAAAUCGUGACACAAUUAAAUAAAUAAUUUUAUUGAGUACCCUUUACGGUACUUUUGUAACCAUAAAAAUGAAUUUUUGCUUAAAUGUUAAAACAAGUAGGCAGAUUGUGUAAAUAUUCGGCUUACAGUUAUAGAAUAAACAGCCACAUAUCAAAACGGUCAGCAAGCAGAGAUGAAAAUGAAUUGGUUUGAGGACUUUAGAGGAGAAAAAAAUGCCGCUCGUGAAAGGGUAAAUAUGCGGGUCGAACAGGACUGGCCUGCAUAUGAUUGUAUCUAAGGGAUUCGAAACAUACAUCUUCCAGGCAGCACUCCUGAACCAAAUGAGGUUAUACGUCUUGAUGUGGCAAAACGAGACGCGGUCGGUUACAGUUCGCUUAGAAACCAGCCGAAUUGGGGACAUUAAAGGCUAGGAUGGUAACGAAGGCGUAGAGGGAAGGAUGCAAACCCGAAACCUCCUCUCUGGCCGACCAAACUACUAGCAGAUGGUGAAAACAGCGGAUUCCGCCGUGUUCGUCAACAGACCACUUGGGGUCGAAAUGAGGAGACGACAUCAAGAAGCGCGAGAAUCAUCGGUUGUGGUCUAGGAUUCGAGGUCGUAGGGGCCAGAGUAGAUCCUUGAUGAGGGUCGACGACCAGGAGUGCGGGGUGGCCUAGAGCGUGCACGUCAACCUAGCCUCGCUACUCCUUUGAGAGAAUUCAUCAAGGGAUCGCGUUUUGUGAGGGACACGAUGCAUGAACUGAAAAAUUGCAAAAUCAAAACAAGUGAAAUUUACGAUGAGAGAUACCAGAACGCGAAACAACACGCAGAAAGGAAAAUGCGAGCGGAUACGGUAAUCCAGUGGCAGCGGUCCUUUCUUAGUGUCAUAGAGAAAGUUUUCCGAGAAGGGUGAGCAAAAUAUAUGUUUAAUCGAGUCGGUAUUCAGAUAAAAGUGCAGCCUUCUCUUAAAAUUAUGCAGAUCAUCUGAAGAUCUUAUAGUUAUUGGGAGGCAAUUCCAGGGGAAAGUAUACCUGGGAGCGAAAUGAAGAGAGCACUCAGAGGUGGAGGAAGCGGUAGGUGGUAUAAUCAAGGAAGGAUAGCGAAGAUUCUAUUGUUCAUCAAACCAAAGAAUGGACAACAAUACUCAAGGAUGGGAGAUACAAACAUUUGAUAGAGUCUUAAUCUAAUUUCAGGAAGAUAGAAAUUGUGAGCAAUAAAGCCACAGAUCUGGGCAGCUUUGGCCGUAAUCCUGCCGGCGUGCGGCGAGAGAUCAAGGUUAUUGGUGUAGAUUAAACCUAAAUCAUUGAUGGUGGCACAUUCAGUCAUAGGUGUGCCUUGAAAGACUACUGGGUUGGGGCAAGCAUACAGGUCCAAAACACAUGUAGGACAUUUUGAUAGAGGGAAUUCCAUUAACUAUUUUGAACUCCAAGCUGAAACAGCGAGCAAGUUGGCAUGGAUUUGCACCAGGCAACGUUGGGUGGUGGAUUUAUUGAAUAAAUAUGCGUAUCUAAGAUCAUUAGCAUAAAUAAGUGAUUGAGAAUGUUUAACUGCCGCCAAAAUCUCAUUUAUGUACAGCAGGACCAAAAAGGGACCUAAAACGGUUCCUUGUAGGACACCACUUAUAAUAGGGCUCUAAUUGGAAAAUGAAGGUCCCACUAAAACCUUUUGUUUACGAUUAGAUCGGUGACUUGAUAAAGUCAAAAAGGGGACUGCGAUUUCUCAGAGCUUCUAAUUUAACCAAGAGUCUUCUAUGUGGCACUUUAUCAAAGGCUUUACUAAGAUCAAAAUAAAUAACUAUGGCAGAUAAACGAUCAUUACCAGAAGAAAUAAGAAGAUUGAGAAACUACAUAUGACACGUUUCACAAGAGCCAUCGGGUAAAAAGCCAUGCUGGAAAGGUCUAAUGGCUUGAUUGGCUAUAAAAAGCAAGUAAUUUUCAUCGCAAUAAUUUUUUGAAAGAUUUUGUCAAGAGAAGGUGUUUUAUGGACACCUCGAUAAUUUUGACCAUUAGAAUGACAGCCAGAAUUAAAUACUGGAAUAAUAAUAGAAGUUUUCCAAUAGUAAGGAAAAGACCAAUUAUUCAGAAAACCUGAAACGAGUUUACUAAGCAGAGAAAGAAAAUCUCCUAGCUGUUUCGUAAGAUAGUUCGGGAUGCUGUCAGUUCGUACUGAGUGCGAGCUAACAAGCUGGCUUAUCAGUUUUGGAACACUUAAAGGAGCAGAAUCAAUGAUGGUGAGGGAAGCAUCAGACAACGGCGGAAUUGAAGGGAUUGGGCCAGUCUCAGUGGCAAAAUGUAUACUAGCUAGAGUAUACUACUGGCUGCCUGUCGACAGUUAAUGAAUAUUACGAGGUUACCCGCUGUGGAGGGAGGAUGCCAGUAGUUAAGAUAAUAUCUAAUACACCGUCGUUUCUGGCCGAAGGGUGGAGUAAUUGGAACAAGUUUGAAAAAUGAACGGUGUCCAGAAGCUUCUGGAAUUAAUGAGGGAAAGUAUUUAUGUGUGAGUCCAUUUCUGGCAAUUUAAAAACGCCUACGAUUAUCUUGAUAUUGAAUAAAGUCUCUGCGAUUAUUUCAAAGAGUUCAGUGUAUUGUCUUACAUUUCCCGAAUAACAAGGCGGAUCAUAUGCGCAUCCGAUUAAGGCUUCCACGUUUUGCGGAAGGAUUACCAAGGCGAAACAGAGAUUUCCAGAGAAGCAAAAAAUAUUCAGGUCAUAAGGCGUAUGCGGAUCUGAGGCUCCGAUGUGAAGAGGCUAACCACUGUCAUGUUUUUCAACGCGGUCCUUUCGAUAUAAGCUUAGACUGUCUAUAACGACCGCCGGGUCGGAAAUUAGAUAGUGAGCCCAAGAUUCUGUAAUGCACAAUACAUCUGCGUCAAACUCUAAGGCCACAUUCGUUAUUUGUGCCAUAUUUUGUACGACUGAUCUUGCGCUAAGAGAAGCUGUACUGAGCGUUUUCCUAAGAUGUAAGUUCCACCCAUCAUUACUGAUAAAAAGGAAGAGCUGGUGGUGAAAAGUAGGCUGUAGGGAAGAAGUAAAGGGUGGGAAACAAAAUUGCUGCGGUCUGAAAUUUGUGGUGAUAUUACCACUGACUGAAGACGUAAUAUUGUAUGGAAACAUAUUUAGUCGGAAUCCGCGAAGAGAAACGCUUCAACUCCUAGACAGCGACCUGCAGACCAUUGCCCAGUGGUUAUGCACGUGGCGCCUUUCUCCAUCUUCGCAUAUUGCUCAAUCAUGGUGGUUGCGAUGACCACCAUCCUCAAAUAUGUAUUGGCGGUUACGACAUAACCGUGUUUGACUUCGUUAAGGACCUGUGUGUAUCAUGCUCCAUGGGUCUUUAUCUUUCGAAGGGCUGCGUUCUGAUUGUCUCCAAAGCACGCAGAACGACCGGGUUUAUCCUUGGAAACUUUAAAACCAGCAAUACUAUAAUGUGCCGUUAUGAAAUGUACGUUUAAACUGGCCUGGAGCACUGUUCGUUUUUGUUUAGCCUCAUGAGUGCUCGUGAGCUAAAAAAAAGACACAAUCCGUCCAAUGUUUUCUUGCCAAGAGAGCUUUAACCUCUGAACGCCGAUACCUAACCUAUCAAGGACGUUGCGGGCUUAAAGACCUUGAUCCCUUGUUGUUUCGCCGAUUGCAAAAGGGACUAGUUUUACUAUUUAGGCUUUUAAACAAUCACACUUUCCACCCGCUUACUUCAUUGGGAGAUCUUGACCAACUACAAUGAAACGAUCAUCGUCGGGUCUUUGUAUUUCUUCCCUGGCACGUACCGUUGAAUAUCGUCGGUUCUUUUCUGUGAACCCCAUUGCAAUUUGUAACAGAUUACACAGGAAUGUAAAAUUUCUGCAGAAUUAUUCUUUGCGUAAGAGAACUAUCAAUCGUUUUUCAUAUUUAGAAAAACUUCCACAAAUUUUGGAUGCUGAAUCCACCGACUUAAUUUGCCGUAAUGAUGGGGUUCGUGGUCUCUGAUGCCCCUGCCCGGUCAUACCCGAUGAGAAAUAGUGCUGAAACUACGGCCCACAACACUAGGACAUUUUCUUCAGCCGACAGCGAGUAAUUGUCCUUCGAUGCUUCUGUUUCGUUUAGUUCCAAUAUCACGGAAAGGAAUGGAGAUUGAAAAUAUUCGAUGCAGUGUUACCCAUCCCUUUCCGGACUACCGGCAUUUCAUGGGUAACAGUGUUUUUUCACCUGAAUUACCUAAGCUAUACAAAAGCACCAUCCUCUGUAUUUACUCAUCGGGAGUUUUUCGCUGCUAGCGCGAUCCGUACUUUAUCUUUCUUCGACAGUGCAUCGAAUACUAUUACUACUACUACUACUACUACUACUACUACUACUACUACUACUACUACUACUACUACUACUACUACUACUACUACUACUACUACUACUACUACUACUACUACUACUACUACUACUACUACUACUACUACUACUAA
Molecule: messenger RNA, 9750 nt
Organism: Spirometra erinaceieuropaei
Lineage: Eukaryota; Metazoa; Platyhelminthes; Cestoda; Diphyllobothriidea; Diphyllobothriidae
Source: the annotation of a GenBank genome assembly